AUGGCCCAGCGACAAGUUCCAUUGCACGUCACGCAGCCGACGCUGCUUACGAACCUCAAUAUCCUCCCGGCAUCGAUAUCAUGGCAAAACUGUACGCUCGAGUCGGACAAGUACGUUUGCGUGCGCCAGGUCAACAACGAAGCCAACGCGCCCGCCGAGACCGUCAUCAUCGACCUCAAGAAUACCAACAAUGUAAUUCGGAGACCGAUCCGUGCUGACAGUGCCAUUAUGCACUUGACCGAGCCCAUCAUCGCUCUCAAGGCACAAGGCCGAACACUGCAACUGUUCAAUCUCGAGACCAAGGAGCGCCUACAGACAUAUAGCCACCAAGAGGAUAUCCAAUUCUGGAGGUGGAUCAGCCAGACGACACUUGCACUUGUUAGCACCAAGGCCGUAUACCAUUGGGACGUACUCGACUCCAAGAACGCUGUUGCGCCGCGCAAGAUCUUUGACCGUCAGGAACAGCUUGAGAACAACCAAAUCAUCAACUACGUUACCAACGAUGAUGAGAGCUGGUCUUGCCUAGUGGGCAUCACGUCGAACCCUGCCGGUGGUAUUCGGGGCAACAUGCAGCUCUUCUCCAAGGCGAGGAACGUCAGCCAGCCCCUUGAGGGCCAUGCAGCCACAUUCGGUACCCUUCGUCUCGACGGCGCAUCGACCGAUACCAAGAUCUUUGCCUUUGCUGUCAAGUCGUCUACGGGCGAGGCCAAGAUCAACAUUGUCGAAGUCGACCACAACGCCGCGAACCCAGCUUUCCCGAAGCGACUCAUUCCGAUCCAUUGGCCUGCUGAGGGUACUGGUGACUUUCCGCUCGGCAUCCACAUUGCUCACAAGUACGGCAUUUUAAUCGUAAUCACAAAGUUCGGCUUCAUUCACCUCCACGAUCUCGAGACUGGUACGGCCUUGUUCCUGAACAGAAUAUCCGAGGAGACAGUCUUCACAACGGCGCGCGAUGACGAAGGCACUGGUGUAGUCGUCAUCAACAAGCGUGGACAGGUACUUCACACAACCAUCCGCGAAGACACCUUGAUCCCGUACAUUAUGGAGAAUCCGGCAUGCGCAGAGAUCGCGUACAAGCUCGCUUCGAAGGGUGGACUGCCCGGUGCCGACCAACUUUACUCGCAGCGAUUUGAGACGCUCAUGACACAGGGAAACUUUUCGGAAGCAGCAAAGGUUGCCGCCAACUCUCCUCGAGGCUUUCUGCGCACCAUGAACACGAUCAACCGACUGCGACAAGUCCCUAACCAGCCCGGCCAAAUAACUGUACUUUUGCAAUAUUUUGGUCAGCUGUUGGACAAGGGUGGAUUGAACAAGGAAGAGACCUUGGAGCUGGCCCGACCCGUCUUUGCACAGGGCCGUAAGCACCUUAUCGAGAAGUGGCAGAAGGAAGGCAAGCUUCACUGCUCUGAGGAGCUUGGUGAUCUGGCUAAGCCCCACGACCUGAACCUGGCUCUAGCCAUUUACAAGGAAGCAAACGUAUCUCAGAAGGUUGUCGCAGCACUCGCAGAACUUGGCCACUACGACCUCAUCCUCCAGUACUGCAACGGCGUCGGCUACACCCCCGAUUACAAUGUCCUGCUCCAGCAUGUCGUGAGAAUUUCACCUGAUAAGGGUACUGAGUUUGCUUCUCAACUGGCGAAGAACGAAGGCGGACCGCUCAUCAGCAUUGACCGCGUUGUCGACAUCUUCCAAUCUCAAGGCAUGAUCCAGCAGGCGACGGCUUUUCUUCUCGACGUUCUCUCCAACGAUCUACCCGAGGAGGGCCCUAUGCAGACCAAGUUACUCGAAAUGAACUUGCUAAACGCCCCCCAAGUUGCGGAUGCUAUCCUAGGCAACGAAAUGUUCCACCACUACGAUAAGAUGCGCAUCGCCCAACUCUGUGAGAACGCUGGGCUGCUCACACGUGCACUGGAACACAACGACGACCCGGCUGCCAUUAAGCGCAUCAUUGUUCAAACCGACAAGCUUCCAGAAGAGUGGCUGAUCAAUUACUUUGGCCAGCUUACUGUAGAGCUUUCGCUCGAAUCGUUGGAUGCCAUGCUUACUACCAACAUCCGACAGAAUCUGCAAGCUGUAAUCCGCAUUGCGCAAAAGUAUUCAGACUUGCUAGGCGCUACCCGAAUUAUCGAUCUACUAGAGAAGCACCGAACUGCUGAGGGACUGUACUUCUUCCUGGGUUCCAUCGUCAAUGUAAGCGAGGAUCCAGACGUACACUUCAAGUACAUCGAGGCUGCGACUACCAUGGGCCAACUCAACGAGGUUGAGCGCAUCUGCCGUGAGAGCAACUAUCUCAAUGGUGAAAAGGUCAAGAACUUCUUGAAAGAGGCCAACCUCACAGAACAGCUACCCCUCAUCAUCAUCUGUGAUCGGUUUAACUUUGUGCAUGAUCUAGUGCUCCACCUUUACAAGAAGCAGCAGUUCAAGUCCAUCGAAGUCUACGUUCAACGUGUCAACCCCGCCAGGACCCCUGCUGUCAUCGGUGGUCUCCUCGACGUUGACUGUGACGAAAGCAUCAUCAAGGGCCUCCUGGCUUCGGUAACGCCAUCCUCCAUCCCUAUCGAUGAACUGGUUGCAGAGGUCGAAUCGCGAAACCGCCUCAAAAUGCUUCUGCCAUUCCUCGAGCAGACGUUGGCGAGCGGCAACCAGCAACAGGCCGUAUUCAACGCCUUGGCCAAGAUUUACAUCGAUAGCAACAACAACCCGGAGAAGUUCCUCAAAGAGAAUGACCAAUACGACACUCUGGUUGUAGGAAAAUACUGUGAGAAGCGAGACCCCAAUCUCGCAGCUUUAUGUUACUCCAAAGGAAUGAACGAUCUUGAGCUGGUCAACAUCACAAACGAGAAUGCGAUGUUCAAGAUCCAGGCUCGCUAUCUUCUGGAGCGUGCUGAUUCCGAGAUCUGGGAUUACGUGUUGAGUCCAAACAACAUCCACCGUCGAUCUCUAGUUGAUCAGGUCACUUCGUCAGCAGUUCCUUCGUCCACUGACCCGGACAAAGUUUCUGUGGCUGUCAAGGCAUUCAUCACUGGUGACAUGCCCGCAGAACUGAUCGACUUGCUGGAGAAGAUUAUACUGGAGCCAUCCACUUUCAGCGACAACCCAUCACUUCAAAACUUGCUAAUGCUUACUGCAUGCAAGUCUGACCGUGGCAGGGUCAUGGGUUACAUCCAGCAGCUUGACCAAUACACCCCCGAGGAUAUUGCCCAGCAAUGCAUUGAAGUUGGAAUGUACGACGAGGCUUUUGAGAUCUUCAAGAAGCAUGAGAAUCAUGUGGAAGCUGUCAAUGUCCUGAUCGAUCACAUUGUGUCCAUUGACAGGGCCCAAGAAUUUGCAGACAGGGUCGACAAACCAGAAGUAUGGAGCAGAGUUGCAAAGGCACAGUUGGACGGCCUGCGUGUUACCGACUCUAUUGAGUCUUACAUUCGCGCUGGAGAUGCCUCCAACUUCCUGGAAGUUAUCGAAAUUGCGACCCACGCUGGCAAAGACGAGGACCUCAUCAAGUUCUUAAGGAUGGCGCGAAAGACACUCCGGGAGGUCCCCAUCGAUACAGCUUUAGCUUUUUGCUUCGCUCGUACAAACCAGCUAUCUGAGCUCGAGGACUUUUUGCGCGCUACCAAUGUUGCCGAUGUUGAGGCUUCGGGUGACAAGGCUUACGAAGAGGGCUACCACGAGGCGGCCAAGAUUUUCUACACAAGCAUUUCCAACUGGGCUAAGCUUGCUACAACCCUUGUCCACCUUGACGACUACCAGGCUGCCGUUGAAUGUGCGAGGAAGGCCUCGAGCGUCAAGGUUUGGCGUCAAGUCAACGAAGCCUGUGUUGCAAAGAAGGAAUUCCGCCUUGCCCAGAUUUGCGGUCUCAAUCUCAUUGUUCAUGCUGAAGAGCUUGCCGAUCUCGUUAAGCAGUAUGAGCGCAAUGGCUACUUCGAUGAGCUCAUCAGUGUCCUUGAAGCAGGUCUUGGGUUGGAACGAGCGCAUAUGGGGAUGUUUACCGAAUUGGGCAAUGCGCUGGCCAAGUACCACCCGGAACGUGUUAUGGAGCACCUUCGAUUGUUUUGGAGCAGAAUCAACAUCCCCAAGAUGAUUCGCUCUUGUGAGGAAGCCCAUCUUUGGCCAGAGCUAAUCUUUCUCUACGUACACUACGAUGAGUGGGAUAACGCCGCGUUGGGGAUGAUGGAGCGUGCUGCAGAUGCUUGGGAACAUCAGGCUUUCAAGGACACCAUCACAAAGGCCACCAACGUCGAGAUCUACUACCGGGCCUUGGGAUUCUACCUUGAGGAGCAGCCGACUCUCUUGACUGAUCUCCUACAAGCACUCACUCCUCGGAUCGACGUCAACCGCGUGGUUCGCAUGUUCGUCAAAUCUGACAACAUCCCUCUUAUAAAGCCCUUCCUUCUGAACGUCCAAUCACAGAACAAGCGCGAGGUGAACAACGCUCUCAACGACCUUUUGAUUGAAGAGGAGGACUACAAGACACUCCGCGACUCAGUCAACAACUACGACAACUACGACCCAGUCGAGCUUGCCCAGCGCCUAGAGAAGCACGACCUUGUAUUCUUCCGUCAGAUUGCUGCCGACAUCUACCGCAAGAACAAGCGCUGGGAGAAGUCCAUCACGCUUUCCAAACAGGACAAGCUGUUCAAGGAUGCCAUCGAGACUUCGGCCAUGUCAGGCAAGCCCGAUGUUGUUGAGGAUCUGCUCCGCUACUUUGUCGAUAUUGGCAGCCGCGAAUGCUACGUCGGUAUGCUGUAUGCCUGCUACGAUCUCCUUCGGCCUGACGUCAUUCUCGAGAUGUCAUGGCGCAAUGGCCUUCACGAUUUCACAAUGCCGUACAUGAUCAAUCUCAUCUCCCAGCAGACAGCUGCGAUUGAGUUGCUGAAAAAGGACAAUGAGGAGCGCAAGGUUCGCGAAGCUUCGCAGCAGAAGAAGGAGGAAGACACUCCGAUCUUGGGCUCGCGUCUCAUGCUCACGCAGGGUCCGAUCGCUUCGGCACCUUCCCCAGGUCCCUACGGACAGGCUAACGGUAUUGCCCCACAGCCCACUGGAAGCUUCAGGGCUUUCUAAGUUUGGGUAGUCGUAGCAUGGGAUGGCUGCAGUGAAAAGUGGAGCGGGUUUGGUAUCUCUUCAACCUACAUAUUUGAUGCUUGGUGGAGCGAAAAAGCGAGGGGUGCAUAAAUCUUGGGUAGUGUGGGACCAUGUACUCUAUAGGCGUUACAGGUGAAGCGUGAGUCUGGAUGCUUCGAUGAAGAACGUGUCCAGCUUUGUACGCUAGUUAAUGACUUGACUUGACUAUCA
Pyrenophora tritici-repentis Pt-1C-BFP is the source of this 5289-nucleotide messenger RNA. RefSeq names its product clathrin heavy chain. Gene Ontology annotation, molecular function: structural molecule activity; clathrin light chain binding. The record is from RefSeq and is a predicted model, not a curated record. Lineage: Eukaryota; Fungi; Ascomycota; Dothideomycetes; Pleosporales; Pleosporaceae. Gene Ontology annotation, cellular component: clathrin complex; actin cortical patch; clathrin coat of trans-Golgi network vesicle. Gene Ontology annotation, biological process: intracellular protein transport; receptor-mediated endocytosis; Golgi to endosome transport.